GCGUGUGUCUGUGUGUUUCUAUGUGUGUGUGUCUGUGUGUUUCUAUGUGUGUGUGUCUGUGUGUUUCUAUGUGUGUGUGUCUGUGUGUUUCUAUGUGUGUUUCUAUGUGUGUGUCUGUGUGUUUCUAUGUGCGUGUGUCUGUGUGUUUCUAUGUGUGUGUGUCUGUGUGUUUCUAUGUGUGUGUUUCUACGUGUGUGUGUCUGUGUGUUUCUAUGUCUGUGUGUUUCUAUGUGUGUGUGUCUGUGUGUUUCUAUGUGUGUGUGUCUGUGUGUGUGUGUCUGUGUGUUUCUAUGUGUGUGUGUCUGUGUGUUUCUAUGUGUGUGUGUCUGUGUGUUUCUAUGUCUGUGUGUUUAUAUGUGUGUGUGUCUGUGUGUUUCUAUGUGUGUGUGUGUGUGCGUGUUUCUAUGUGUGUGUGUCUGUGUGUUUCUAUGUGUGUGUGUUUCUAUGUGUGUGUGUCUGUGUGUUUCUAUGUGUGUGUGUCUGUGUGUUUCUAUGUGUGUGUGUGUGUGCGUGUUUCUAUGUGUGUGUGUCUGUGUGUUUCUAUGUGUGUGUGUCUGUGUGUUUCUAUGUGUGUGUGUUUCUAUGUGUGUGUGUCUGUGCGUGUUCUGCUGCCUCUCCCACUUCUUCAGAGGCUUCAGUGCAGCACUGCUCUAA
Messenger RNA from Oncorhynchus keta (chum salmon), 654 nucleotides. RefSeq lists its product as uncharacterized. Lineage: Eukaryota; Metazoa; Chordata; Actinopteri; Salmoniformes; Salmonidae. The record is from RefSeq and is a predicted model, not a curated record. The transcript has 2 exons. The annotation marks the transcript as partial.